AUGUCUCUUGCAUCAUCAAGGGCCAGGGUGACCCUAUCGCGACACCACAAUUCUUAUGCUGGAGCGCUUUCGAGAACUUUGAGUACGCAAGCGUCCUUGCGGCGGUCCUACCUCUAUGUUCCCUCCUCCUCGGAACGUAUGCUUGAAAAGUCCGUCACCUCUGGCUCGGAUGUCGUCAUCUACGACCUGGAAGAUAGCGUCUCACCUUUACCGGAAGACAAGGCAGCGGCCAGAAGCCGACUAAGGGCAUUUCUUCAAGGUGAAAUGCACCGCCUUUAUCCAUUGAACGUCGCUGCUCGAGUGAACAGCAUCUCGACUCCCUACUUUCACGAGGACAUCUGCCAAAUUGUCUCCCAACCGGUCGUGCGGACAGUUAUUCUUCCCAAGAUUCACUCCGCUGCGGAUAUAGACGUGGUCUCUGAUGCAAUAUCUGGGUCGCGUCCGGCGGAUGCGCCAGUAAUGGAAAUUAUACCCAGCAUCGAAAGUGCUAAGGGGAUGUGGAAUUUGGGUGCUAUUGCUGCGUGGAAAUCGAGCCAUGGUGGUCCUGGAGGGAACCUCGGUGCACUCCUUUUCGCUGCUGAAGAUUAUUGUGCGGACACGUCGAUAAUCCGGACAAGUUCUCGACGUGAACUUCUGUUCACCCGGUCACAGAUAGUCAUUGCAGCCAAAGCUUUCGGGCUUGAUGCAAUUGAUAUGGUCUGCAUCAACUACAGAAACACUGAUGUCCUCAAAGACGAAUGUCAAGAGGGACGUCAGUUUGGCUUUACUGGAAAGCAAGCAAUACAUCCUAACCAGGUCGAGUUGAUAAACAAAACAUUCGUGCCUACGCAAGACGAAAUCGCUCUCGCAGCCAGAAUUUUGAGUGCUAUGCACAAUGCUCAUGCAUCUAAGAAAGGCGCUGUAGGAUUAGAUGGAAAAAUGAUCGACGCACCUAUGAUCAGACAAGCAGAAAGGGUCAUGCAGGUUGCGAAAUAUGCGGGUCUUGACAUCCCGUCGCUGUAG
Cyclocybe aegerita is the source of this 1002-nucleotide messenger RNA. NCBI's taxonomy places the organism in Eukaryota, Fungi, Basidiomycota, Agaricomycetes, Agaricales, Hemipholiotaceae. The record is from the annotation of a GenBank genome assembly.